AUGAUCCCCCAGAAGGCGCCGCCCCCUAGCCAGCAGCAGCAGACCAUGCCGGCGGCCCUGCCCGUCGUUGAUUUGCGGUCCUUCGCGACGGUGGAGGACCUGGCCGCCGAGCUGAUGCGCGUCGGCAGGGACCCCGGCUUCUUCUACGUCGUCGGCCACGACCUGGGCGACGCCGCCGCCGCCGCUGUGUUUGCCCGCGCCGAGGCCUUCUUCAACGCGCCCCUACCGGACAAGCUGGCGUACGCGAAUGGGAGUGGCGAUCUGGGUUAUACGGGACUGAGAGAAGAGACGCUCUCUGGUGCCGGGCCCGGUGACGUCAAGGAAUCCUUCUACCUUUCGGACCCCGGAAGGACCACGCAGCCUCUCCCAGCAGAGUUAGAAGCUGGCCGCAAGGGGAUGGCUGCGUUUUUCGCCGCCUGCGAUGCCCUGGCCAAGACGUUGUUAGAAGGAAUCGCCGUCGGUCUCGGUAUGCCUAAAGACUUCCUCUCCAGUGCCCACACCGGCGAGAGCUGCCGCAUGCGCCUCAUCAACUACCCCCCAGUCUCCCGGCUCCCGUCCGCCCCCGACGGCGGCCAGGACAUCCGCGCCGGCGCGCACUCGGACUACGGCUCCCUGACGCUGCUCUUCCGCCAGCCCUCGGAUCAGGGCGGCCUGCAAGUCUCGCGCGCCGGCGCCUGGCUCGACGUGCCGUGCCUCCCGGACGCCGUCGUCGUCAACAUUGGCGACGCCCUCGAGUUCUGGACCGCGGGGCGCCUGCGGUCCACGGUCCACCGCGUCGCCUUCCCGCGGUCCGCGAGCGAGAACGUGGGCAGGCUGAGCAUCCCCGUCUUCAUCCAGCCCGACCGCCACGUUGUGCUGGCGCCCAUCGAGGGACCUGGGGAUACGCAGGGGGAAGGGGUUGGCGCCGAGUUCCUGGAGGUUUUGCGGCGGAAGGGGUAUGAGGACGCCAGGCCCGUGACGAGCUCGGAGCAUCUCGAGAGGAGGAUUCGGGCCACGUAUGCGAGGGUUUGA
Messenger RNA from Colletotrichum destructivum, 1011 nucleotides. RefSeq names its product Putative oxoglutarate/iron-dependent dioxygenase, non-hem dioxygenase domain-containing protein. The record is from RefSeq and is a predicted model, not a curated record. Gene Ontology annotation, molecular function: 2-oxoglutarate-dependent dioxygenase activity. NCBI's taxonomy places the organism in Eukaryota, Fungi, Ascomycota, Sordariomycetes, Glomerellales, Glomerellaceae. The coding region runs from base 1 to 1011 and encodes 336 amino acids. The transcript has 4 exons.